GGAUCAGCCUGUCACAUCCAAAACAAGGAAAUCCUCAUGCGAGUAAUGGCGAUUCUUCUAGCAAACUCGCUUUACUUCUGCUAACACCAACCAGCUUGUUAGUUCUUCUCAUACUUGACCUGUGGAACCAGCGUAGCCAUGUCAUCCCGAGUGUUGCUACGGCAACAGUUGAUGCGGGAGCAGGCGCAGGAGCAGGAGAGGAGGGAGGCGCAGCAGCAGGCGUCUGUCGCUCAACUCCGCCCUACAGAAUCCACUCCCGCCAUCUCCGUCACGGUGCCGCCCAUGGCUGCACGCCCUCCUCCAGCUCAAGUACCAGUGGAGGUCCUGAAGGUGCAAACUCAUCUUGAAAACCCAACUAAAUACCACAUCCAGCAGGCCCAGAGGCAGCAAGUGAAGCAGUACUUGUCCACCACACUAGGAAAUAAAGUUGCCACACAAACUCUGGGUGUAUCCCCUGUUCCACAGUCAAACUCUGCUCCAGAGAGGUGCCAUUCUGCAAGCAGUGCUCCCAACAGCCCAAUGGCACAUCUCAACCUGGGCCCCAACAAAGAAGAGAUGGAUGAUGUCAUCGAUGACAUCAUCAGCCUUGAAUCCAGCUUCAAUGAUGACAUCAUGUCACUGAUAGAUUCUGGCCUGCAGCUCCCAAACACGCUACCAGGCAACCUUCUAGAUGUCUACAACAGUCCUGGCAUGGCGACCCCCACAAUCACCGUCAGCAAUUCUUGUCCGGCAGAUUUGGCUAAUAUUAAAAGGGAAUUAACUGACGCAGAGGCCAGAGCCUUUAUGAAGGAGAGGCAAAAGAAAGAUAAUCACAAUCUCAUUGAAAGGCGGAGGAGAUUCAACAUAAAUGACAGAAUAAAGGAAUUAGGGGCUCUGAUACCCAAAUCCAGUGAUCCGGAGAUGCGCUGGAACAAGGGAACCAUUUUGAAGGCUUCUGUUGACUACAUAAGAAAACUGCAGAAAGAGCAACAGAGGUCCAAAGAGAUUGAGAUGAGGCAGAAGAAACUGGAGCAAUCCAACCAGGCUUUGCUGCUCCGCAUACAGGAAUUAGAGAUGCAAGCUCGUCAUCAUGGCCUCUCCGCUGCUGUGCCUCCAGGCCUGAGCGCAGAAGCUUCCUUUCUUCAGCAACAGCUACUACAAGGAAACCAAUCCAUGCAGCCUGGCACUGGGGAAAGCCAACCUCAGAGCCACCUCAGCAUAACACAGACUUCCACUUCUUCUUUCCUCGCAAUACCUCCUUCUGGCUCUCCGGCUGCUGCUGCAGCAGUAAGUGGCCCUCUGGACCUGGAUACGUUUAGCUUCGCGGAGCUGGAUGAGUCUUCAGCCUCUGAUCUUUACCCUGACGUGGGACUUAGUGACAUUCUGAUGGAUGACGGCUGCACGAUGCCCGCUGUCAGGUCGUCCGAUCUGCUUUUCUCACCAAUGUCCCCUGGAGCCUCCAAGACCAGCAGCCGCAGGAGUAGCGUGACCAUGGAGGACGACUUGUGACCGAACUGACCACUAUAUGUAUGUUUCUAUGCUCUUCCUCGUGUGGGACACCGUGGGACGUUUUUAAAGAGAUAGUUCACUUAAAAAUAAAAAUUCUGUUAUUUACUCACCCUCACGUUGUUCCAAACCUAACUUUGGAAAGUUUCUUCUGUGGAACUUCAAAGAAGGUUUUUUGAGAAAUGUCUCAGUCUCAGUAAAGUGGUUACCAAAACUGAUAUUUCUUCAAAAUAUCUUCUUUGGUGUUCAGUUUUUUUGGUGAGCUAUCAAUUUAGAAACACUCUCCACGUGUUUGUGCUGUCAUAUUCUCGAUAAUUCAGUUAAUUUAGAGAAAAAAUUAACUGUAGUAUUACGUAGUUUUGUAGGCAGUCCGUGAUCCCAAAAGUUCAUCCUGAAUUUGAAAUGCACCCAAAACAUUUAGCCUUUUUGUAGCUAAAAUUGAGGACAUUCUAGCCUAUACAGCAUAGUUGUCUUGCUGUAAGGGUAAAUCAUGUGACGUUUAUUAAUGUUUUAGAUGUGUUUUUUAGCAUGCAAGUGCACAUAUAUAUGAUUUCGGAGUGUGGUGUGAGUAGUCGCUUAUCGCACCAAAGGGAUGCUUCAGAGUUGUGUUUAAUAGCAUGAACUCAUUUUUCAUAUUAUGUUGAAAAUGUUCAAGCAAUAUUUACUGCUUAUAUCAGAAAAAUCUAUUUUUUUAACACUCUUUCCUGGCUUUACUUUCAGCCAAGUACUUGCAUAUUUACUACUAACUGGUUUGAAAUUUCUACAUUUUAUUUGUUUGUUUACAACACUUCCUUUUAUGUUUCGUUAAUUUGACCGUCAAUGUUACAUUGCUAAACAAAUGUGUGAUGGUGCAGGUGCUCAGACAUGAUUUACAGUAACACUUUAUAAUAAGGUAAAGUUCGUAUUUUUAAUAAAUUGAUUAGCAUUGCUUAAUACAUUAGGUGUCAUGAAAAAACAAUGUUAGUUCAUUUCUGUUUUUUAUGGUAUAUUUAUAAAUUAACAUUUAAUCUAGAUUAUUGUAUGUUGUAAAAAUCACUGUUUAUUGUUACUUCAUGAUACCUAACGCAUUAACUAAUGUAAAUUUCCUUUUUGUGUAAACUGUAGAGAUUUUUAGGAUGUGUAUAAGGAAACAAGCCACAUAAACGUCAUGCACAAAUAGCUUUUCAGGUAUCAAAUUUUACAAGCUACCUCUGCCUAAAGUGCUUUUUAUAACCAGUAGAUCUAAAUCAGCAUUUUGUUAGAUGCAGCUAAACACACACUUACCUGCGAAUGUAAACGAACUUGCGCAUCUGUGCUGUGCUCAGAAAUAUGACAUUUAGAGUACUGCCAGUCAAAGCCAAAUGAAGUUUCAUCUCUGAUCAAACUGUGCCUGAAGCAUAAAGGAACAAAAGUCAUUUGUUUGGUUUGUAAAUAGAAAAAUGAAUACAAAUGAGUCGUCAAAGGUUUAAAAGUUGUUCAUUAUUAAUUCUGCAGCAAUUCAGAUGAAUGUCUAAUAUAUAAAACUAGAUGAUCUAAAGCAGAUUAAAUGCAGAUUGUAAAAUAUAUUUAAAACUUGAAUGUGAAUGUAAUGGAUUAUGCAGUUUUCCUUUUCUUCUGUCACAGGCACAGAAUGGGUAUAAGUCUGAAAUGAUUUGAUUAUGUGAAGUCACAGCAAUAAUAUUUUAUUGUCUCAUUUCCUGACAGUCCGGUCCUUAGAAAUAAGCAUUAUUGUGUGUUUUAGGACAUAUUUCCUCUCAUUAAAACUAAAUUGCCAGUUAUUGUUCUGCUGCUGGUGUGUCAUUGCCUUUACUUUCAUUACAUCUGUGUUCAAUUAAAGGGAAGGUGUUGUUCUUUUUUGUAAACAGGUUUUUUUUUCAAAGCACAUAAUUUAUAAUUGAGAGAAAAUGUAUUUUAAUUAGAAUUUUCCUGUGUGUUGGUGGCCUUUAAUUGGCUAAAAUAAACUGAUGAGAAAAAAAAUCUCAUUAGAUUGCUUGA
Labeo rohita (rohu) is the source of this 3459-nucleotide messenger RNA. It is a transcript of the gene tfe3b, whose product is annotated as transcription factor binding to IGHM enhancer 3b. The coding region runs from base 139 to 1488 and encodes 449 amino acids. The transcript has 9 exons. The record is from RefSeq and is a predicted model, not a curated record. Gene Ontology annotation, cellular component: nucleus. Gene Ontology annotation, molecular function: RNA polymerase II cis-regulatory region sequence-specific DNA binding; DNA-binding transcription factor activity, RNA polymerase II-specific; protein dimerization activity. Lineage: Eukaryota; Metazoa; Chordata; Actinopteri; Cypriniformes; Cyprinidae. Gene Ontology annotation, biological process: regulation of transcription by RNA polymerase II.